Molecule: messenger RNA, 1710 nt
Organism: Dryobates pubescens (Downy woodpecker)
Lineage: Eukaryota; Metazoa; Chordata; Aves; Piciformes; Picidae
Gene: AKR1A1
Product: aldo-keto reductase family 1 member A1
Exons: 9
Coding region: 113-1096 (327 amino acids)
Biological process (GO): aldehyde catabolic process
Cellular component (GO): cytosol
Molecular function (GO): aldose reductase (NADPH) activity
Source: RefSeq, a predicted model, not a curated record
GCGCUCAGUUCGGUAGCAGUCCUGGCCGGAAGCGGAAGCACCGGUUAGCGGCAGUAGUAGAAGACAGCGGUGGCGUAGGCGGGAGAUCUGUACUCGGCGGGCGCGGGGAAAGAUGUCUGCAGCAUGCAGCUCUCUUGCUCUCCACACUGGGCAGAAGAUGCCUCUCAUAGGACUGGGAACGUGGAAAAGUGAACCUGGCCAAGUGAAAGCAGCAGUGAAGUACGCCCUUAGUGCAGGUUAUCGCCACAUCGAUUGUGCAGCAGCUUACUGCAAUGAAGGGGAGAUUGGUGAAGCUCUCCAGGAAUGCCUUGGGCCCGACAAGGCUAUUAAAAGAGAGGACCUGUUUGUAACAUCAAAGCUCUGGAAUACCAAGCACCACCCAGAUGAUGUAGAGCCAGCAUUAAGGAAAACACUUAGUGAUUUGAAACUGGAUUACCUGGAUCUGUACCUCAUGCACUGGCCUCAGGCUUUUGAACGAGGGGACAACAUCUUCCCCAAGAAUCCUGAUAACACGAUGCGUUACGAUUACACUGACUACAAGGACACCUGGAAGGCUAUGGAGAAGCUGGUAGGGAAAGGUCUGGUGAAAGCCAUUGGGCUGUCAAACUUCAACAGUCGUCAGAUUGAUGAUGUACUCAGUGUGGCUACUGUGAAACCAGCUGUGCUGCAGGUAGAAUGCCACCCUUACCUAGCUCAGAAUGAGCUGAUAGCUCACUGCCAGAAGAGAGGCUUGGUUGUCACUGCCUACAGUCCCCUUGGCUCUCCAGACCGCACGUGGAAACACCCAGAUGAGCCUGUGCUUCUAGAAGAGCCUGGCAUCAAAAAGCUGGCAGAGAAAUACAGCAAGUCACCUGCACAGAUCAUCCUCAGAUGGCAAGUGCAGCGUAAAGUGGUUGCCAUUCCCAAGAGCGUCACUCCGGCUCGCAUUCAGCAGAAUAUCCAGGUGUUUGAUUUCAGCCUCACAGAAGAGGAGAUGAACCACAUUGGAAGCCUGAAUAAAAACUGGCGUUACAUUGUGCCAAUGAUUACGGUGAAUGGAAAGCUAGUGCCAAGAGAUGCUGGACAUCCCCAUUACCCCUUCAACGAUCCUUAUUAACAACGGGAAAAAUGAAGCGCCAGAGGAACGUGCUCCUCUGCAUGCCCCUCCACAAAAUAAUUGUUGCUAAAUUUGCCUAAAUGCCUAUCCAGAAGAAUCCUUCUUUCCUGAGUGUAUUUUCUUCCUAUACACUGCUCUAAUUGACCUCCUCUACAGAGAUACUGGAGCUUCCGUGCCACAGUUUGUUGAUUUAUCACAAUGACUGCAGGCUUGCUCCUGGAAGCAUCAAAUCUUUUGGGGGAUUAGAGAGAGUGGGUGAGUCUAAAUCAGGUUUUAGUUAUUAGCUGGGAGGGGGAGGAGGGGAGAGGUGAAGGCAUGAAAGCAUUUUUGAGAUUAAACUGCUCAGCCUUCAACUUUGAUACCUCUAAGCUGCUUUUUGUUUUGGUUUGGGUUUUUUUAUAUGGAGAAUAAAGUGAAGUGUGCUAUAGUUGCACUGUGUCCAUAAACUAUUGAUUAAAACCCAAGCAACCAGCCAUGCCCAGUGGUUUCUUUCUCCACUUUAGAACACUUGUGGGACUUAGUAUCCUUUUUUUUUUAUUUUCCUUCUUAAUUUGCCUGUAGAUUGAUGCCCCAGAGCAGACCUUCAGGAUGGUCUGCCGUUGCCUGUGGUGGAU